Molecule: messenger RNA, 1069 nt
Organism: Quercus lobata
Lineage: Eukaryota; Viridiplantae; Streptophyta; Magnoliopsida; Fagales; Fagaceae
Product: coiled-coil protein
Exons: 7
Coding region: 133-822 (229 amino acids)
Biological process (GO): vacuolar proton-transporting V-type ATPase complex assembly
Source: RefSeq, a predicted model, not a curated record
UGAUAUUUUCGUGAAUAAGGAAAAAAGAUGAGGGUAUUUUAGGUAUUUGGGGUGGUUAAAAAACGCAAAUUUAAUUUAAUUUAGUGUUGUAGAGAAGAGAAGUGAAUGAUGAAUGUGUAGCGUGAGUGCGUGAUGGAAGAAGAAGAAGACCAAAGUUUAAGCUUCUCUGAAGUAGUUGAAGAACAAGGACAACGAGGAUCCGAGGAAGAGAAUGUUGUGCAAUUUCUCGAUUCCUUGGAUUCCUAUUUAACCUUAUUCGAUUCUUUGUCUUCGACACUGCGCCAGGGAUGGCUGGAAUUGGCGAGUGCUCGACAUUCCAUGGGUGUGUCCCGAAUUAACGGUACUUUGCUGGACCUGAAACCCCAUUCUGCUGCUACAACAUUGCAAGUAUCUGAACCUGAUGUUGACUACAUGGUGGGACAACCGCAUUUUAAAUUGAGCAAAUGGGCAUCCUCUAGUAAUGAAAACUGCUGCUCUGGAGAAGAAAAAAUUAGGGAGGACAAGUUGCAGACAAAAUCUGAUAGUCCACAGCUAAGACACCGCUCCCAGUUUUCUGGAACUCCAGCAACAAUUGGAGCUCCUCUUAUAGUUGAUGAUCAAGUUCAAAAGGAGCGAUCUAAAUCACUAUCAAUGUUUGGGACUUUAGUUUCUCCAAAGCUUCGAUCUGCCCAACUUUCAUUUGAGACAGCCCUGGAGACACUCGUAGAAAUAGCAAAUAUGCGUUCAACAAUGUUUUCUACUUCUGAUCAAAUCCGAAAAGAAAUGGCAGGACCAAGGGAUGACAACAAAAGGUAUUGUAUUGCUGAAGAGGUUUGUGACUGAAUGUUUCAUUCGAUCAAUUUGGUGCAGACUCAAGAUUCCAUAUGAGUUUUUACUAAAUAGCAGUGCAGGGUUCCUUAUAGUGCUCUCUUCCUCCAAUUGUGAUGUAAAAAUUAUCUUUUUGCACUCCCAUUUUUGGUGGUUAGUUAUUUAAUAUUGUGUAGUCUCCAUGUAUUAAAACAUUAGUUUUUACUAAUAAAAUUGAACCCGUCCUCUAAGUGAAUGAAAAAUAUUAUUUUGUCUUUUCCUC